Messenger RNA from Fonsecaea nubica, 1830 nucleotides. RefSeq lists its product as hypothetical. The record is from RefSeq and is a predicted model, not a curated record. The coding region runs from base 1 to 1830 and encodes 609 amino acids. Lineage: Eukaryota; Fungi; Ascomycota; Eurotiomycetes; Chaetothyriales; Herpotrichiellaceae. The transcript is spliced from 6 exons. Gene Ontology annotation, molecular function: DNA binding; zinc ion binding. Gene Ontology annotation, biological process: DNA-templated transcription.
AUGAGAAUACGUCGCCUGGAGGAAGAGCUGUCGCGUGCACGCUAUGCAGGCCAUGGUGGAGCGACGUUGGAUGCGAUGCCUCACUCUCUGUCCGAUCAUGGCACAUCUCUCGGGCUUGUGGCCCGCUCGCCUGCUGACAUGGUAGAUCGGCCAUCUACGCAGGCACCGGCACUGGCGAGCAGUCGGAGUCAGAUCGUCAACACAUCAUCUCCUAUCCACCAGCCCAGCGCAGCCACCGAACUCAUCGGAGAGGCUGAGGCUACCCUGGAAGGUCCCACCUCUUUGAUAGGCCAUUCGAGGAUGGCGAUCGGCUUCCUGGACAUGGUUGCUGGUGUGGACCGACGGAAAGGGUUCGACUUUGACACUGGAGAGCUCCUGAACACACUCAAUCAGAUUGUCCAGGCUCUCAGAAUGCAGGAUGAAUCACCACCAGGUGACCGUCCUGCCACGGCCGGGCUGCCAUCGCAUCGGAAUGCUGAAGGCAUGCCUCCCAUAGCAGCAUCUGUCGCCGCCAUCCGAAAUGCCCAAGACUAUAUCAUUCUCAAUGCCGCGCUCAGUUACCACGAAGAUUCUCCCUCAUCCAGGACCUUCGCGGAGUACAAAUCAACAUGCCUGGGGAAUUUGGAAACCGCCCUCUCGGCCUUACCCCUUCAUAUCCCCCCAAGCACUGAAAUGACGCUAGCGCUGAUACUAGGCGCUGUACAUGCAGUGGACCUGCUCAGGCCAUUUUGGGCGUGGACACUCGUUUCGGCGGCAUACAACAUUGCCUACGUUCUUGGUUGUCACCUUGGGCGACCACGCCUAGCAGAAUGGUGCGACAACUCAAAUCCCUCGGGGAUGUUGUUUUGGGUCAUUUACUUCCUGGAGAAGACGCUCUCCCUUCGACUGGGGCGAUGCUCGACGAUUGCGGACGGCGAGAUCACCGUCAUGCUGCCUGGUGGAAGUCCUGGUUUUGACUACGCCCGCUCGAUGGUCAAGCUCGCGCAGCUGUCUGGCAAGAUAUACGAGAAGCUAUAUGGGGUGCAGGCGCGUGCUGCAUAUCGCGCACAGGGAACACUCCCUGUACGAGAGUUGUCUCAAGAACUAGAUGAGAUCUCGCAGAGAUCUCAAAAAGCUCUUCAAGAAUGGCGACUCACCGGCCCAAGCAAUGACUGGCGCCAGGUGAUCGACUUCCUAUACGCCUCGGACAAUGUCCUGCUGCAUUCUAUGCAGACACUGAUACAUCGAACCGUGUCGGCCCCCAGUACCGUCAGCUCGUCGACUUCGUUGACCGCGGAAUGCAUUGCCUCGGCACGGGAAGCUCUCGCCUGCCAUCAGUCAUGCCCAGCCGUGCUUGCUGGAGUGCAGUCAGCCUUCCUCUCUUCGUACAUAAGCUGGUUCAUCAUGUUACGGCCCUUUACACCCUUUAUCGUGUUGUUCUGUCACGUCUUGGAGACCGGGAAUCAAGAAGACUUGGGACGGAUGCACAGGUUUAUCGCUUCGAUGGAGUCGGUCAGUCCCGGUUCUGACGCAGCUCGCAAGCAUCAACGUCUCUUUCAAGUGUUCCACGAUGUCGCCCUCCGCUACACACAACUGAAGACGACGUCUGCGCUGGCGCACGGUGAUGGCGGCUUGCAUGUUAGUGAUGAGAUCGGCAGCUGUCUCACAGCCAUGGGGUUUGAGUUACCGAGCGAAGUGACAGGCGGUUGUAACAGUGGCAAUGAUACGUCGCUUCUGUUGGGAGUUGCAGACGCAGCGCAACCACUGGAUGUGGACCUGUCGACCGCCGAGUUGCUCUACUGGUUCCAGGUAAACCAGCAGAUGGUGGAGACUGACCGAAUGUGGCUCUAG